AUUUUUCUAUCCAGAUAUCACUUUCUGUUUGCUCAUUUUCAGGCAUAACCUAAACAGAGAUUGGACCUUUGUCAAAGAACUAUGACAGACACGGUGGUCGAUUCACGCAACAAUGCGGCGGUGCAAGCCACCAACGACGACGCAUCCGCCAGUAAAUUGUCAUGUGUAAAAAAGAGUUACAUGAAAGAUGAUUAUGUUCAUUUAUUUGUGAGAAGACCCGUGAGGAGAUCUCCAAUUAUUAAUCGUGGUUACUUUGCCCGUUGGGCUGCUAUUAGGAAACUGCUCUAUCAGUUUCUUGACAUUGAGAAGAAGGCAGAUGGAGAUGCCCCAAUAAAGAAGCAGAUAUUAUCACUUGGAGCAGGCUUUGAUACAACAUAUUUUCAGUUGCAGGACGAGGGGAAAGCACCAGAUUUGUAUGUUGAAGUGGAUUUUAAGGAGGUAACUAGUAAAAAGGCAGCUCUUAUCGAGACUAACAGUCAAUUGAAGAAUAAACUUGGUGAAACAGCAACCAUAUCAAGAGAGAAAGGAGAAGUGGUCAGUGCUCAAUAUAAACUAGUCCCUGCAGAUUUGCGUGAUGUAAAACAAUUAAAUGAUAUUAUAUCUGUUGCUGCUAUGGAUCCAAGUCUGCCAACUUUUAUAAUUUCAGAAUGUGUUCUGAUCUACUUGGAUCCAGAUUCUAGUCGUAGAAUUGUUGGUUGGGCUUCUCAAAUGUUUUCUACAGCAAUAUUUUUUCUUUAUGAGCAGAUCCUCCCUGAUGAUGCUUUUGGGCAGCAGAUGAUAAGAAAUUUGGAGUCUCGAGGUUGUGCUCUGUUGGGUAUUUAUGAUACACCAACUUUACAUGCGAAGGAAAAAUUAUUUCUGGACCAAGGAUGGCAGAAAUCUGUUGCGUGGGACAUGCUGAGAGUUUACAAUGAUUUUAUUGAUGCUCAGGAGAGACGCAGGAUCGAACGGCUGGAGUUGUUUGAUGAAUUUGAAGAGUGGUACAUGAUGCAGGAGCACUACUGUGUGGCAUAUGCAAUCAAUGACAGCAUGGGUCUUUUUGGGGAUUUUGGUUUCGUUAAUGACAGCAGUGAGCUUCCUUCAUGAUGAGGCACGAGGACACUCUUCAUGGCAUGUAUUUGUAUUAUAUUUGUCUUCCCUAUUGCCAUGUGGUUGGAAGUUUUGUAACUGUUAAUACAUGAAGCAUGUGCCAGCUCAUUCAAUUGGGGAUGUCUGGUAAAAAAGGUUCUCAGCAACUUGUUUUGUAUCAGAAAAUAGCCCAAUGAUUAUAUAUAUUAUCCAAGAGAUUAUUUUAUUAAUUGAAUAUAGAUUA
Messenger RNA from Vigna umbellata (rice bean), 1312 nucleotides. It is a transcript of the gene SBI1, whose product is annotated as Leucine carboxyl methyltransferase. Lineage: Eukaryota; Viridiplantae; Streptophyta; Magnoliopsida; Fabales; Fabaceae. Gene Ontology annotation, biological process: methylation. Gene Ontology annotation, molecular function: methyltransferase activity. The record is from RefSeq and is a predicted model, not a curated record.